Molecule: messenger RNA, 1464 nt
Organism: Mytilus californianus (California mussel)
Lineage: Eukaryota; Metazoa; Mollusca; Bivalvia; Mytilida; Mytilidae
Product: hydroxylysine kinase-like
Exons: 5
Coding region: 41-1159 (372 amino acids)
Molecular function (GO): amino acid kinase activity
Source: RefSeq, a predicted model, not a curated record
AUAUGUAUGUCAACUGUGAACAUACUAAGGGUUUUGGUUAAUGUUGAGGCAUCGCAUACAUGCACAAAGGAUGACCAGUACUGUAUUAACGCCUGGAAAUAUUGUUCGACCAGAAAUCGAUCAACAGAAAGUUACACAACUUUUACGGAGUCUUUAUGGUCUGCAUGUUUUACAUAUGAAAGAACUUAAUAGUUAUGAUGAUCGAAAUUUUCACGUGCAAGUAACAAGAGAGAGUGUUAAUCCUAACAUUCAAAGUGUAUCAUCUAAUGGAUACGUUCUGAAAAUACUCAAUUCUUUGGAUUCGGAAUUUGAAGAAGCAAUAGAAGCUCAGAAUGUCCUUAUUCAUCACCUUGCCAACAAAGAAAUCAACACGCCCAAACCAUUGAAAAGCUUAGAUGGCAGAUUGAUGUCAACAGAAAUAUUGGCAGGUGGAAGACAUCAUAUUGUUCGACUGUUUGAGUACCUGCCUGGUCGUAUUUUAGCAGGUUUAUCAUAUACUAAAGAUAUUGCCUAUGAAGUUGGACAGUUAACUGGAGAGCUGGACCAGUGCUGUUGUGAUUUUCACCAUGUAGGAUUUGACAACCAUAAAAGAAUAUGGAGCCUGACAGAAGUUCCUAAACUUCUUGAAUUUCUUUCCUAUAUAGAAGAUACUGAACAAAAGAAUCUUGCCGGUGAAGUGAUCGACGUGUUUGUUAAAAACGUUGUUCAGAAUUAUAGUAGUCUUAAAAAAGGCAUCAUUCACGGAGACGUUAAUGAACAAAACAUCCUAGUCCAACAGAAUGAUGACGGCGAUUAUCAUGUGAUAGGUAUUAUAGACUUCGGUGAUGCUGCGUAUUCCUGUUAUGUAUUUGAAGUGGCUAUUGCCAUGGUAUACAUCAUGCUAGAAAGUGACAUUUUAGAUCCGAUAAUUGCAGGAGGAUACACUUUGGCGGGGUUUCUAGCAAAAUUUCUCAUACCGGAAGCAGAUCUGAAUGUACUCAAGGAAUGUAUAUGUGCAAGACUUGUUCAGAGUUUGAUCAUGGGCAUUUAUUCCACUGCAAUGCAUCCUGAAAAUUCUGAUUAUGUUCUGAAGACUUCAAAAAAGGGUUGGAAUAUGCUGAAGUUGAUAUGGAACAAACCAGCUACGGAACUGAAAGAAACAUGGAACAAGUGUUUUUAAACGAAAAUGCAGACGGAAUCAAAAUUGGCAGAGAUCAAAUAACUAUGUCGUCUUAUCGUAUUCUAUGACAUUUAGGGAUAUAAUAAAAAUGACAAUAUGUGAUGAUUUGUUAAUGAUUAAAAAGAACAUGACAAUUCCGUUAUUUUUAACUAGUAAACAACAUUGUAGAAUCCCAUUAUUUUGCAUUUUAUUUCAAUUCUACAGUUACUGAAUGAAAAAGUUAUGCUAAUUCUGGGUAUGGUCGUUUGUAAACAAAGAGUUUCAAAUGAUUUAAACAUUGUACAUAAUGUAUAUAUAUAUAUGUU